Molecule: messenger RNA, 2379 nt
Organism: Pelmatolapia mariae (spotted tilapia)
Lineage: Eukaryota; Metazoa; Chordata; Actinopteri; Cichliformes; Cichlidae
Product: CD82 antigen-like
Exons: 9
Coding region: 143-916 (257 amino acids)
Cellular component (GO): plasma membrane
Source: RefSeq, a predicted model, not a curated record
GAUGGGGACAGUAUCUGACAGUUGUUGCUGCCGAGGCACGCUGCUUCUUCAGUCCCAGCAGCGGGUCUUUCAGAGGGCACAGGAUCCUAACAGAAGUCGCGCUCAACCUUUUCUUCUUCACAAUUUACACCGAAACACAUAAAUGACCAUGGGGAAAGGCUGCAUGACAGCGAGCAAGUACUUCUUGUUCUUCUUCAACCUCAUCUUCUUUCUGUUUGGGGCCGUCAUCGUUGGCUUUGGAUUUUGGAUUCUCCUGGACAAUCAGACUUUCAUCAUUGCCCUGAAAAACUCCACAGAUGUGAAGUUGGCAUGCUACAUUUUGAUAGGAGUUGGAGCUUUCCCCAUUCUCAUAAGCUUCCUCGGUUGCUUGGGGGCCAUUUAUGAGAUCCGCUCUCUGCUGAGCCUGUACUUCAGCGUCCUCCUGCUCAUCCUCAUCACUCAGUUUGCAGCUGGUGCCCUCAUCUACUUUCAGAAGGAUGUGGUCAAUGAGCAGAUCUCCAAGGUCAUCACUAAGGUACUGGACAAAUACUCUGGGAACAAUUCAACCACAGAGCAGGCCUGGGACUUCAUCCAGACUAACAUGGAGUGUUGUGGCUGGAUUGAUCGUACGGAUUGGAGUGGUAACAUGGUCAUCGUCAACAGCUCGCAGCUGCUGUUUCCCUGCUCCUGCCAGAACAUCUCACUUAUUUCUGGAAACUUCUCUGACAGUGGAUUCUGUGAGGCUAAGACACCUGACUGGCCUGUAUACGAUGUGGGAUGUGCCGCCAGCGUGGAGAGAUGGCUCCUCACCAACACUGGGGUUGCGUUAGGCAUUUGCCUUGGAGUGACUCUUAUUGAGCUGCUGGGGAUGAUCCUGUCCAUCUGCCUGUGCAGGAACGUUCGCAUGGAGGAUUAUACCAAAGUGCCAAAGUACUGAAGCUCAGCGGAGGAAGUUACAUUACUGAACUCAAGAAACACACAAAUAGGGAGCAAAGUAUUUGGUGAAAUUGUAUCCAAGGGUAAUAAUGAAAUAUGUCUAUUUUUUUCCUUAGAUUUUAUUAGAUUUUAUCCUCUAAGGCUUUUUUUCAGUCUGGUUUUAUUUUAAAAACUUAUAGUUUUGAACUUUGGAUCAAAGCACAAAGCUGAAAAAUGCUGAGAGGACACUGGGUUAGAGGAGAUUAAUAAAGAAAGGUGUAGUACUGGAGGAUUUCUUUCCCUGCCAGUGUUGCUGGUCUCCACAGUGCCAAUUUGCUGCUGCAUGCUUUUAGUUUCCCUUGAAAAUAUGAAAGUAAACCAUCUGUGCAUCUGUAAUAGUGAAGUGAAACAGUCUUUCAAAGAUGGAUAUACCUUUCCUUUGGAGGCAUUAAUGAGCAAAAUUAGCCAUUGAAUUUUCAAAAUGUUAAAACUUUCCAAUUUGGCCAUCAUGUUCAUUUUAGGUAAACAGCUGUGUUCCCGGAGAAAUUCAACCACUGGAGUCAUUUCAGAGAUUUUACCCUUGAUUGUUAAUCAUUCCAAUGCUUUUGACAAUAUACUGUAAAAGACUUCGAAUGAAACACAAACUAUUGUUAGCAAAUCAUUCAAAAAAAUAUAUAUGCAUGUAUCUCACAUGAUGGCCAUUUAAAAAAAAAAAAAUACGAACUCUGGUGUUUGUAUCUACUUUUAAUGAUCUCCCUGUGAUGAUAAGAUGCCUGCAGCACUGUAAAGAUGUCAAGAAAAGCAAAGUUUUGGCGAUUCUGGAAAGUCCACUUGGUGGAUGUUUUGUUUUAUUUUUAUAUGCCAGUGUUUUGAGUUAUUGUGUGAUGUUAUAGUAGUUUGUCUGGAAUUUAAGUGUUUAUUUGUAAGAAUUUGAGUCCCAAAAGUAUUCCUUCCAGUAUUUUCUAUGGCAGCAGGUCUCUCCUUCAAUUUUUAAACAAUAUUCUUUCCCAUUCUCCUAAUUGCUUUUAAGUCUGAAAAUAAUAAAGGAAAUAAUAAGGUACUAAAAAGAUACUUGUCUUCUAAAAGUAUCACAGUUUACUAUUGGCAUUUUUAAACAAGCAAAUAGACCAUUUUUAGGUCUAAGUAUGGAACCUUGUUUAAUCCAGAAGUUUGAGAAGAGUAGCGCAUUAAUUGUAACCACUUUUGAACUGUAUGACAUGAUGGAACUAUUUUCAGCAUGGAUCCUUGGUAUUCAUUUGUGUACAAUUUUAAUUUCAAGCCAGUAUGUGGUUUUCUCAGUGGCCUGUUUUUUGUUUUGUUUUGUUUACAGUCGCAUAAAUAACUUCCCAUUAACCUUGUAAUGGUUUCUAAGACACAAAAGGAUACAUCUGUUUAGAAGUACAUGGCCUUCUUCAAUUAUAGCUUGUUGGUGUCAUAAGUAUGUACUCACAAAUGGAUUCAUAUUUCAUUUUGCCAAUAAACUGA